Molecule: messenger RNA, 506 nt
Organism: Sinocyclocheilus rhinocerous
Lineage: Eukaryota; Metazoa; Chordata; Actinopteri; Cypriniformes; Cyprinidae
Product: melanoregulin-like
Exons: 3
Coding region: 1-324 (107 amino acids)
Biological process (GO): melanosome transport
Cellular component (GO): melanosome
Source: RefSeq, a predicted model, not a curated record
AUGGUUCAGUUGAGUCCUGUCGUGUCUUCUGUCCUGCAGGGCUACCGGCGUUUGAGCAUCGACAUCGAGGCCAUGAGAGACAUGAGGAGAGAGGUGCGAGAUAAAUGGAAGAUGAUCCUGGAGAAUCUGGGGUUCAUGGCUGAAGCCGAGUCUCUGCUGACUGUGUCUGCCACCGCAUCAUAUGACCGCAUGAGAAACGCAGCGGUCGCCCGCAGCCUGCUACAAGACCCUCCACACAGAGACGUCCAUAUUCAGCAGCAAAGAGUCUCCACCCGAGAGAUACCUCUUCAUCCUGGACCGGCUGAUCUAUCUGGACGCUGCUGAGGAUUUUGUGGCCAAGGCUCGUCGCUUCUACCCUCCUCAAGAUGAUGAUGAUGAUGAUGAUGAUGAAGAGGAAAACACCAGUCUAAUAAAUCUUCCUCUGCUGCUGUCCCGCAUGAAUCAGAACAUCUCUGGAAGAGAGGAUGAGGAUGAUGAGGGCGAGGCCACCGGUCCAGAAGAGUGAC